GUCAGGCGGGGAGGAGGGGAGACUCCCAGAGUCCAGGAGGGGCGUCUAAACUUGGAUGCCCCCUGAUUCCCCGCUCCCCAGGGAGGGCUGUCAGCUGUCCCCCACCGCAUUGCUCAGGGGGGUAGCUCAUCGCCUCCGAAACGCAGCCUGACUCGGGAGAUUGCAAAAGCUGCCUCCUCCCUCCCCGCCCCCGCCCCUGGCCGGCGGCAAAGGCCAUAUAAACGGAGGCACCCUGCCCGGCCCGCGACAACACCAGAAGUUUCUGGGCUCCGAGGUUUAUUUAAGCCGCUGCCCGGGCUCGGACCGGAGGCAGAAGGGAGAGACGGGCGGUCCCAGAGGGCACCGGUGCCCACCUCCGCGCGCCUGCCGGGUGUCCGGAGCGAAUCCCGCCGGAGCUCUCAGGGGGGCUGGGCGCCCUUGUCAGCUGCACCCCGAGGCUCCCCUCCCUCUGUCCCCCGUCCCCCGCCGGGCUUUCUCCGGCGGAGAGCUUUGGCCGAGGCCGGUCCGGCCGUAGCUGGAGGGGUUCCCGUCGCUCCGGUUGGGCAUCCCUAGCCAGCCCCCGGGGCUGAGGCAGCCUCUCGGGGGAGGACUCGGCUUUUGGGGAGGGGCCUUGAUGGUUAUUCGCUGAGAAGCCCCACAGGGAGCCAGAGGCAGGGCCGGAAGAGGGACCUGGGACUGCCCCGCGCCCACAGCGCCCAGCUAGGACUCUUGCCGCCGCCGCCGCCGUCGGGGAGCCCGCCCCGAGCCCGCAGCCAUGGCCGACGGCCAAAUCCCCUUCUCUUGCACCUACCCUUCUUCCCGCCUGAGGAGAGACCCCUUCAGGGAGUCGGGCCUGUCCAGCCGGCUGCUGGAUGAUGAUUUCGCCAUGGCCCCUUUCCCCGAUGACCUGACGGCCGACUGGCCCGACUGGGCCCGGCCCAGACUGUCCCCGUGGCCGGGCCCCCUGAGGACCGGCAUGACCCCCCUGGUCCCCAGCAUGGCCCCUCCGGUCUACGGAGCCAGGUACGGGCCCGUGGAGAACCGAAGCCCACCCCCCUGCCGCGGGGAACCCUGGAAAGUCUGUGUCAACGUGCACAGCUACAAGCCAGAGGAACUGACUGUCAAAACCAAGGAUGGCUUUGUGGAGGUGUCAGGCAGACAUGAAGAGAAGCAACAAGAAGGGGGAAUUGUUUCCAAGAACUUCACAAAGAAAAUUCAACUCCCAGCUGAGGUGGACCCAGUGACAGUCUUUGCUUCCCUGUCCCCUGAAGGCCUGCUCAUCAUCGAAGCCCCCCAGGUGCCUCCUUACUCUGCAUUCGGAGACAGCAGCUUAGGCAAUGAGCUGCCCAUGGACAACCAUGAAGUCACCUGCGCUUGAAGAGCCCUCCAGAGGCAGAGCCCUCCUUGCCUUCCUCUCCCUUCCCUCCCCCAGACCCAAGAGAUUUCUCUCUGAUUCCAGAUGCAAUCACUCCAUAGAGUAGCUCCAUAGAGAUGUAUGUUGGAUAGAGAAGAUGGUUUUUCUGCUCUUACCACUGAGAGGGAAGUCUCCUUACCCAGAGUGCCUGCCUACUGAUUGCUGCCCUGCCCCGCCCUCAGGAGGUCUGACCCUCAGCUUCUCCCCGGACAGAGAGCCGACCCUGCACCAUACCCGGAGGGCUAGUGACGACAGUCCCGCUGCUUGCUCCCACAGCUCGUCCCUCCACGUCCCUGCAGGCCGCCGGCCAUCCCCCAGCCUCACUGAGAUAACUUUUUAGAGGUCUUACAUGCAUUAAGUGUCUAUCUGUAUAUCAGACCUAAGUUAGGGGGUGCCUUUUUUGUUCAUAUUUUCCUUAAGUAGAUAUUUAUGGAGAUGGGCCUGAAUGGGGGAUUUUAGGCUCCCCCUGGUCAAUUGUUGGCUAACUCUCUCCUCUGUCUAGUUCCCUCCGCCACUUUUUUUUUUCCCAGGUCCAGGUUUUCCCAGGAGGGAAUUGCCAGGUUUGGACCUUGCUCUCCAGAGUUGCCAGGAACCAAGUGCCAGCCAGACAGACAGAACUGACAAAGAGAGGCUGGGAACUUUCCACAAUGUGACAGUGUCAUGUGCUUGGGUGGGAACAUUUCUGUAUCGUGCUGGGGUUUGUUUUUCAGUUGUGUUUUGUUUGAGGGGAAAAUAACUUUAUGAAUAAUAAAAAAGAAAUGGAUCUUCUUA
This is a messenger RNA of Sarcophilus harrisii (Tasmanian devil), 2164 nucleotides long. It is a transcript of the gene HSPB8, whose product is annotated as heat shock protein family B (small) member 8. Gene Ontology annotation, biological process: cellular response to unfolded protein. The transcript is spliced from 3 exons. Gene Ontology annotation, cellular component: protein folding chaperone complex; cytoplasm; nucleus. The record is from RefSeq and is a predicted model, not a curated record. Gene Ontology annotation, molecular function: protein homodimerization activity. NCBI's taxonomy places the organism in Eukaryota, Metazoa, Chordata, Mammalia, Dasyuromorphia, Dasyuridae. Bases 755 to 1357 code for a protein of 200 amino acids.